CGACAUUCGGCCCCCGCUCUCCUCCGUGGACGAUGGCGUAGUCGAAUACGUUCCUCCAUCUCCGGCUCGCAAAUCUCCGUCGCCAAGCCUACGAAGACAAAGGGACCCACGGGCUUGAACCUCCUCUACGAACCGUCCGAGUCGCGAGUCGAUUUCAUCUUUGGAGGGAAGAGUCCUCUCAUGAUCCAUGACUUUGCCCAGGCUUUGCUCACGGACAUGUCCAACUCGAUUGCACUCCAGCGAAAUGGGCCAGCAUAUCUCUUGGGCAGUCGCGAUCCCUUACACAAGGCCAUGAUUGACCGAGUCCAUACUUUCUACUUCCUGGGAACACCACAUCGUGGGGCAAACUCUGCGGUCUAUCUCGACUACUAUCUCAGACUCUCCCAUCCAACGGGGGCUAAAGAAUACGCCAAGGAACUUCUUCCUGAUUCUCCAACAGUUCAGGUAAACCAUCGCCAUCUCUGCAAGUUUGAUGAUUCCAACAACUCAAACUUUGCUACCUUGUACCGAUGUUUCCAGACCACGAUCCAAGACAUUGACAAAGACUGUAAGUCACAUGUUACCGCCCAGAUGAAGACAAUCAGCGAUUAUCUCGAAGUCUCGGAGCGCCCAACAAAGGACGUCUUGACGGAGGCCCACAAGCGUCAUGGCGGGUCGUGUGAGUGGCUGACGACCCACGACAAGUUCCAGGAAUGGGUCGACUGCAACGUCAACGACGACCUGGAUAUCGGACCUCUUGACACGAGCCCAAUCGGUGCCAAGCCAAGGCUUCUCUGGCUCAACGGCCCUCCUGGAUCUGGCAAGUCGGUGGCAGCCGCGCACGUCAUUAAGCACCUUGAAGGCCACAAUGAGGAUUGCAGCUACUACUUCUUCAAGAACAACUCCAAGGCCACCGUCACACACCUCCUUCGAAGCUUAGCCUUUCAGAUGGCUUGGAUCAACUACGGUGUACGGCAAUCGUUCAUCUCCAUGAUUGAGGAGGGGUAUGCUGCCAAUACCCAUGAUCACACUGUCAUUUGGAACAACAUCUUCCUCGGCCGCAUAUUCAAGUGCAACUUCUCCAAGCCUCAGUACUGGGUCAUUGACGCCCUAGAUGAGUGUCCACACAAGUCGUUGGUGGCCUUCAUCCAGAUGUUUGCCAAGCUCAACUUUGUCCCUCUCCGCGUCUUUGCUACGAGUCGGACAAACACGCAUCUUGGUCGCCUACUUGACCGGGAGCAUCUCAACUUCCCCGAGCUACAUACCGGUCAAGAAGGGUCCUUGAGAGACAUCUCAAACUUUGUCAGAUCUCAACCGAGAUUAGCACAACUGGGUGGCGAGGGUGAGAUUGUUUCCGAGAUCGUCAAACGGUCAAACGGUGUCUUUCUCUGGGCAUCUCUCAUCCUGGAUCGUCUAGAUGACCUCUACAGUGUCGAGGACAUGCUGGCGGAGCUUAUCAAGACACCUCCGGAGAUGAGCAAGCUCUACGCGAGAAUCCUGGGAGAGAUUGAGCAAUCAUCCAGUGCCGAACUGGCGAAAUGCAUCAUCAAAUGGGCGGUUUGCGCUGCUGAACCUCUCACCACGGACGUCAUCAAAGUGGCUGUGAAGCUAGAUUGCGGCCGUACCAUUCUUGCUUCCGAGCCUGAUCACGUCUUCUCACAGAUCUGCAAGGGCCUGGUCUCGGUUGAUAACGAGUCGCAUGUCCAAGUGAUGCAUCCCACGGUCAAGGACUUUGUAUCGUCGACUGACUCAAGCUUCUACAUCAACCUCCGUGAGGCUCAUGAGACCAUGGCUGCUAUUUGCCUGCAGAACUUGAACGAUCGAAAGUUUGACCUACGCUUCACCGGUCGGGGCUUGCUUGUGCCGAGUGUGUCUGGAUCUACCCUCGACGACUAUGCUGAUGCCAACUUCGCUUACCACAUGGCCCACUCCCAUUCAACAUCACCACACUUGUUCUCGCUACUUGUCAAGUUCAUGGACUCCACCAUACUCACCUGGGUCGAGAGAGUUGCUCUGAAGCAGAGACUGAGCCCACUGAUCAAAGCAGUCGAGCACUUGAAGACAUACCUAGCUCGCCAUGAGUGUCCACCCUUUGGUAAGGCAGCCGAAUGGGUAGACGAGCUCACACGGCUAGUGACAAUCUUUGGACCGUACCUCAUCGACGUCCCUCAGACCAUCAGGACAGUGAUCCCUCUUCUCUGUCCGACAUCAUCGAGGAUUCACCAAACAUUCGCCAGUCGAUGUCGCUCAAAGCUCAUCUGUUCAUCAAACGUCAAGUGGGAUGACAGGCUCUCAGCUUUGUUACUCUCAGCCAAGCCCCGAUCCCUUGUUUCCAACCAGCAAUAUCUUGCCGUUGGUCUCUCCAAUGGGAAGAUCAGACUCUUCAACAAUUCCACACUCGAACUCGUCACAACGCUGAAUCACUUUAUCGCUGCAAAGUCUGUACCCGUGCAACAUCUCCUUCUUGGUAACACGACCAAGGUCCUUGUCUCAUGUGGUCCUCGAAACAUGAAGCUCUGGAAGUUGCCCGAUCAAGAGAUGUGGAACAUCCCUCUCAAGGCACAGGUGAGGACAAUCUCUUUCAAUGCGGAUGAUUCCAAGCUGUUUGUGGUCUAUAACCUCCGCAUCGAGUCAGCCAUCUCGACAUUGUCAACUGCAGACGGUUCUGAGAUUAAGCCUGUCUCGGUCAUGGAAGACAGCUCAGAUUCAGAUCAGAACCCAACUGACUGGGCAACUCCAACCAAGAGAUACGUCCUCUCGUUUGUCCGCAUAAAUCCUAUCCUCGGAUUUGCAGCAGUGGCGUAUCGCAGCUCUCACUUGAUGCUAUUUCAACUGGACGGGGACGACAACCUGGAACAGAUUUGCAGGUUCAAAAAGACCGGGACUGAGUUGGCUGUGCGCCCACCUCAGGUGUUGGAUGUGGCUUUUAACCCAGCUGUCGAGUCCGCUCUCAUGGCGGUCGCUUACCAAGAUGGGGAGAUUGUGACUGUGGAAAUGGGCGGAUGGGGACGAGGGAAUACUCGCCAACGGAACUCUUACAGCCUUCAUGCAACCCUUCUCGCCAGCUCCCCAGAUGGUCGUACUCUUGGUGCUGUUGCAACGGGCAUAAUGUUUGCUUCAAACAGCUUGCGACUCUAUGACAUCCGUGGUACCGCCUGCAAUGUCUGGGAGCCAUCCGUGUUGAUGAGAAAGCAUUCCGUUGAUGACGAUUCGAGCGACCCUGGCGACUCCGCUCAACCCUCCCUUGACGCCCCAGGUAUCUUCUUCACACGACCAUUCGACGAUGAUAGGGUCAUCACAGUUAUAACCCAAGCAGAUGAUGACAACUUUGUCUUCUGCGGGCGUGAGAACGGAUCUGUGACGAUUCACGACGUGUCGAGUGGGAAGCAGGUUUUUGAGAUGCAGCUACACACGGCCAGUAUACGACACCUGGAGUGGCAGCCACGAGAGAAGAUUCUCUUCAGCGCAGACAUCUCAGGGCAAUGUGAAGCUCACCGCUUGUCGAAGGCUCCGUGGAGAAAGAGGGAGCAACUUCUGUCGCACAGGGCGUCCGGGGCCGUCAUCCAGAUGUUGGUGAAGCAGGACAGUCUCGCCAUGCUUUUGGUGACACCCGAUGGCGAAGAGCUGUGUGAUAAGGAGAAGGUCGUGAUCAGCGGCGAGUCUACCGAAGCAGACAGGUGGACACUCCAUCCUACCGACCCAUCGCGCCUGUUGCUGUUCCAAGGGAACCAAGUCCAUCUCUACAAAUGGGAUGGACUUGGGAAAGAGUCCAGCGAGAAGGGCAUCGAGCUGCAACUUCCUUUAAGCAUGGAACCGCUUUCGAUACCUGUCGACUGGUGCAACCAGAGUGGUAUCAAAACACUGGUGCAAGCAAUACCGUGCUCAAAAGACACUGCAUUCAUCAGACUGGAUGCCACGGAGCUUGGUCCGGCGGCCUCAACGGUUUCACUUACCGGGACUACUAAAGAACUGGUAGCCAAAGUCGGCAUGAUCCUCGGAGUCUAUAAGUCCAAGAUAUUCUUUCUUUGCCGUCGUGGAUGGGUGUGCUCAAUCUGUCUCGACGUCAGCGCACAGACGACACAUUACACGAGAUACUUUUUCAUACCGCCUUUGUGGAGAAGCGGAGGAGAGCCCGUGAUUCGGAUGGUAGGCGGGCACACCUUGCGGGUUGCAAUUGCGUAUCGGGACGAUUUAGUCCUGUUUCACCGUUUUCUAGAGCUGGAGAAUCAUGUGGAUUUCUGA
Messenger RNA from Fusarium vanettenii 77-13-4, 4221 nucleotides. RefSeq lists its product as uncharacterized. The transcript is spliced from 6 exons. Gene Ontology annotation, molecular function: protein binding. The record is from RefSeq and is a predicted model, not a curated record. Lineage: Eukaryota; Fungi; Ascomycota; Sordariomycetes; Hypocreales; Nectriaceae. The annotation marks the transcript as partial.